Molecule: messenger RNA, 723 nt
Organism: Lolium perenne
Lineage: Eukaryota; Viridiplantae; Streptophyta; Magnoliopsida; Poales; Poaceae
Source: RefSeq, a predicted model, not a curated record
AUGGGUGAUGAGGCUGGUUGUGUUCAAGAAUCAAGUGACAUGUCUAUUUCAAGCGAUGACGAUGGCAUCGAGCAACAAAAGAAAAGCAGCGUGGAACUUGAAGAGAACCAUGGUGCAUCCGAAGAAGAUGUGUUACUUGAAGAUCCUGAAUUGGGGAUGACAUUUGAUACUGAGAAUGAUGUGAGGGAGUACUAUAAAAAUUAUGCUAAGGCAAAAGGGUUUGGUGUGACAAGAAGAAGCUCAAAUAGAGAUGAGAAGGGAGAAUUAAGGUACCUUACACUUUGUUGCUCUCGUUAUGGGAAGACGGAGUCCAACUCAAAAAAUAUGUUGAAGCCAAAUCCAACAGCUGCGUUAGGAUGUAAAGCUAAAGUUAAUAUUGUUCGUGGUCCGAAUGGGAAGUUUCAUCUUUCGACAGUCAUUUUGGAUCAUAAUCAUAUAUUAAGUCCGCAUAAAUCUCGGUUAUUUAGAUGCAACAAAAGGUUGGACUUGCAUGUGAAGCGGAAGCUUGAGUUGAAUGACCAGGCUGGAAUACGAGUAAACAAGAACUUCAAUUCUCUUGUUGUGGCAGCGAAUGGUCAUGAAAAUAUGACUUUUGGUGAGAAAGAAUGCCGCAAUUAUCUAGAGAAAACAAGAAGGUUGAAACUUGGAAGUGGUGAUGCAGAGGCCGUUCGUGACUAUUUUAUGAAAAUGCAAUCAGAUAAUCCAAACUUCUUUGAGAAAUAA